AUGAUUUGUUCAGGGCCACAUUCAGCUGUUGGUUUCCCAACAGAAACAGGGAUAGCAAUAAUUUAUGCAAGCAAAGAGGUCCUCGCAACCGAUGAAAUCAGACCAACAAAAACAAGCAAGCCCACACCGCGCGCAGAACCUGAAAAAUGGAUACUAAACAACCAGUAUCCAGAGCAAACUGUCACCUUGGGACCAACAAUGCCCGACCUUACGUGCGCGGCGCUAAAGAAGUUACUAUUCGAGAACAUGGAUGUGUUUGCCUGGACACCGGCCGAUAUGGUUGGCGUCCCACGGCACAUAGCAGAACACAGACUGAAUGUUUCCGAAAAUGCCAAACUAGUGGUACAUACAAAACGCCAUCUGGGAGACAUAAAGCACGAUGCCAUGCAAGAACAGAUCACAGAAUUGCUAAACGCAGGGUUGUAUUGUUAUACAAAAAUCCCUUUUGGUCUAAAGAAUGCAGGCGCAACUUAUCAGAGAUUGAUGAACGAAACAUACAACGACGCCAUCGGUAAAUACAUCGAAGUCUACAUGGAUGACCUGGUCAUCAUGAGUAAGGAAGAAAGUUUGAUGCUGGUGAACAUCCAAAAAACGUUUGAUACGUUGCACGGGGUAAAUAUUAAACUGAAUCCAGCAAAGUGCUCCUUCGGGUUGGAAGAAGGGAAGUUCCUGGGUUUCAUCGUUACCAAGGAUAGGUUCAAGGUCAAUCCCGAAAAAGUGCAAGCGAUAGAGCGAAUGCCUUCACCAUCAAUGAUAAAAGAAAUGCAGAAGUUGGCCGGACGGUUAGCAGCACUAAACCGUUUCCUUGCCAACCAUGCAGCAAAGUCGUUUCCAUUUAUCAAAACCCACCGCAACUGUGUAAAGAAGAACCAGUUCCAAUGGACUCCUGAAGCUAAGCAUGCAUUCCGAGAAAUGAAAGACUGCCUCAUACGAUUGCCAACGCUAACAGCACCAACGAAAGGUGAACCGCUGGUCAUGUACCUAUCAGCAUCAGAAAAAGUGGGAGGGGCAGUUCUAAUGGUCGAUCGACAAGGCGUGCAAAUACCAAUGUAUUAUGUAUCUCGCACCUUGAAUGACCCAGAAACAAGAUAUGCCAUAAUGGAGAAGCUGGCCCUUGCACUGAUUCAUGCGUCCAGACGAUUGCGCAGGUACUUCGCUAACCAUGUCAUUCAUGUUCUGACAAAUUACAUCAUCAGCAACAUCCUCGCCAGACCUGAGAUAUCCGAAAGAUUAGCAAAGUGGGCUAUAGAACUGGGAGGCCAUAACGUGGUCUUUAGACCAAGGCCAGCAAUCAAGGGUCAGGUGUUGGCUGAUUUCCUGAUAGAGGUGCCCGACGAUAAAGACAGAGAAUGCAAGGCAAUGGAGAAAGCCGAAAAGCAACGUUCAGAAGAACCAUGGUUGCUAUAUACGGAUGGCGCAGGCGCAGGACUUAGACUGGUAAGUCUAGAAAAACAUGAGUUCACAUACGCCAUCCGGCUAGACUUCAAGAGCACAAAUAACAAGGCCGAGUAUGAAGCUUUUCUUGCUGGGCUGCGGUUAGCAAUCAAGAUGGGAGUCAAACACGUAGAAGCGCUCGUGGACUCCAUGCUCGUAGCAGGACAGAUCAAUGGUCAGUACGACGCCAAAGGAGACGUCAUGGCAUUGUACCUAGAACAAGUAAGAGCUCUGCUUCAAAGCUUUAAUUCUUACAAAGUGCUUCACAUCAACAGAAGCGAAAACAAGCCAGCAGAUGCACUGAGCAAACUCGCAUCAACCAGUUUCCAGCACCUGGCCAAAGACGUGCGCAUUGAAGUUCUAAGCAACCCAUCAGUACCAUUAAGGCAAGUAAACGUCAUCCAACUUGGAACAACAUCCUGGAUGACUCCGAUCAUCAUGUAUCUCCAGUCUGGAAUACUGCCAGAGAACAAAGCCGAAGCAAGAAAGAUCCAGUACAAGUCUGAACACUACCAAAUGUCUGAUGGCAUCCUGUAUAGGAAGUCGUACCUCGUACCGUUACUGCGAUGUGUAGAUCCAGAAGAUGCCAAUUAUUUAAUUCGCGAAGUACACGAGGGCAUUUAUGGCAUUCAUGCCGGACCAAGAAUAGUGGUAGCAAAAGUAAUGAACGCGGGUUAUUAUUGGCCAGGGAUGCAUCUGGAUGUAGUCAAGGUUUUGAGGAAAUGCAGUGGUUGUCAGAGACACACCCCAAAGACAAUGCGCCCAAAGAAUGAGCUAGUCCCCAUAACAACGGCAUGGCCAUUUCAGCAGUGA
Molecule: messenger RNA, 2247 nt
Organism: Helianthus annuus (common sunflower)
Lineage: Eukaryota; Viridiplantae; Streptophyta; Magnoliopsida; Asterales; Asteraceae
Exons: 2
Coding region: 1-2247 (748 amino acids)
Molecular function (GO): RNA-DNA hybrid ribonuclease activity; nucleic acid binding
Source: RefSeq, a predicted model, not a curated record